GGGUGGGUUUGUCUAUGUUUGUAUUUCUAUGUGGGGUUUUGUGUUCGGCCUGGUAUGAUUCUCAAUUAGAGACAGGUGUGUAUUGUUUGUCUCUAAUUGAGAGUCAUACAAAGGCAGCCAGGGUUUCACUGGUGUUUUGUGGGUGUUUGUUUCCUGUGCCAGUGGUUGGACCACACAGGACUGUUUUGAGGUAUGUCACGUUUGUUGUUUUGUAGUUUGUAGUGUUUUCCUGUUAUUUUCAUUAAAUCAUGAACACUUACCUCUCCGCAUCUUGGUCUGAUCCAUGCUCCUCCUCGUCUGAGGAGGAGAACGACAUUGACUGCCUUAACACACUUUGAUAAUUUUCAGCUGUUUAAGUCGAUCAAACGUGCUCGAGUUUGAGCAUAUGUCCGUUAGGGCUAUGGAUAUUUUUUUUAAUAAGCACGAAUUAGAUUGAGCAAUAAAAGCCCCACUGGUCUUCUUAAAUUAAACUUGUUGUUGACAUUAACGAGCACAAUACCACAGCAAAGUUUAGAAGGGAGGAACUCCCUCAAACUGUUAUUCCAUAGGCUGGGAUCUGCACUAUGCAUCUGUUGCAAGAGCGCAUUUUUCACUGGCUGUCCACUGGUCAAUGAUUGAUAGGCAGCUUAAACUUCUUAAAUCUAUCCAUUAUUGCCUUAGGCAUAAGGUUAGUAUGGUGGUUGAAGUUAGCCUUAGGCAUAAGGUUAUCAUGGUGGUUAAAGUUAGCCUUAGGCAUAAGGUUUUCAUGGUGGUUAAAGUUAGCCUUAGGCAUAAGGUUAUCAUGGUGGUUAAAGUUAGCCUUAGGCAUAAGGUUAUCAUGGUGGUUAAAGUUAGCCUUAGGCAUAAGGUUUUCAUGGUGGUUAAAGUUAGCCUUAGGCAUAAGGUUAUCAUGGUGGUUAAAGUUAGCCUUAGGCAUAAGGUUUUCAUGGUGGUUAAAGUUAGCCUUAGGCAUAAGGUUAUCAUGGUGGUUAAAGUUAGCCUUAGGCAUAAGGUUAUCAUGGUGGUUAACGUUAGCCUUAGGCAUAAGGUUUUCAUGGUGGUUAAAGUUAGCCUUAGGCAUAAGGUUAUCAUGGUGGUUAAAGUUAGCCUUAGGCAUAAGGUUUUCAUGGUGGUUAAAGUUAGCCUCAGGCAUAAGGUUUUCAUGGUGGUUAAAGUUAGCCUUAGGAAUAAGGUUAGCACGGUGGUUAAAGUUAGCCUUAGGCAUAAGGUUAUCAUGGUGGUUAAAGUUAGCCUAAGGCAUAAGGUUUUCAUGGUGGUUAAAGUUAGCCUUAGGCAUAAGGUUUUCAUGGUGGUUAAAGUUAGCCUUAGGCAUAAGGUUAGCAUGGUGGUUAAAGUUAGCCUUAAGCAUAAGGUUAGCAUGGUGGUUAAAGUUAGCCUUAAGCAUAAGGUUAGCAUGGUGGUUAACGUUAGCCUUAGGCAUAAGGUUAGCAUGGUGGUUAACGUUAGCCUUAGGCAUAAGGUUAGCAUGGUGGUUAAAGUUAGCCUUAGGCAUAAGGUUAGCAUGGUGGUUAAAGCAUGACCAGAUGUAUAGCUGAGUAAAUACUGUUAUCUAGCAGGGAACCUAGAAGACCACCUUUAUAGCCGAGUGAAUACUGUCAUCUACAUGACACUACAACAUUCUAUGACAGCCAUGUUAGCUAUUCAUUUACAUGACUCUACAACAUUCUAUGACAGCCAUGUUAACUCUUCAUUUACAUGACUCUACAACAUUCUAUGACAGCCAUGUUAACUCUUCAUUUACAUGACUCUACAACAUUCUAUGACAGCCAUGUUAACUCUUCAUUUACAUGACACUACAACAUCCUAUGACAACCAUGUUAACUCUUCAUUUACAUGACUCUACAACAUUCUAUGACAGCCAUGUUAACUCUUCAUUUACAUGACACUACAACAUUCUAUGACAGCCAUGUUAACUCCUCAUUUACAUGACUCUACAACAUUCUAUGACAGCCAUGUUAGCUCUUCAUUUACAUGACACUACAACAUUCUAUGACAGCCAUGUUAGCUCUUCAUUUACAUGACUCUACAACAUUCUAUGACAGCCAUGUUAACUCUUCAUUUACAUGACACUACAACAUUCUAUGACAGCCAUGUUAACUCUUCAUUUACACGACUCUACAACAUUCUAUGACAGCCAUGUUAGCUCUUCAUUUACAUGACUCUACAACAUUCUAUGACAGCCAUGUUAACUCUUCAUUUACAUAACUCUACAACAUUCUAUGACAGCCAUGUUAGAUCUUCAUUUACAUAACUCUACAACAUUCUAUAACAGCCAUGUUAGAUCUUCAUUUACAUGACUUUACAACAUUCUAUGACAACCAUGUUAGCUCUUCAUUUACAUGACACUACAACAUUCUAUGACAACCAUGUUAACUCUUCAUUUACAUGACACUACAACAUUCUAUGACAGCCAUGUUAACUCUUCAUUUACAUGACACUACAACAUUCUAUGACAACCAUGUUAACUCCCCGUUAACAUGACAUGAGGAAUAUUUAAACUAUUCUAUGUAACUGAACGUCUAGAAUUAGAACAAUAUUGAACAUUCUAAAAGUUGUUCAGACUCUCCAAAUAGAUGUCUCUGGUCUCAUCUUCCCAUGAUAUUUACUCAGCCAUAAAGGUGGUCAUCGAGGUUCCCUGCUAGAUAACAGUAUUUACUCAGCUAUAAAGGUGGUCUUCUAGGUUCCCUGCUAGAUAACAGUAUUUACUCAGCUAUAAAGGUGGUCAUCGAGUUUCCCUGCUAGAUAACAGUAUUUACUCAGCUAUAAAGGUGGUCUUCUAGGUUCCCUGCUAGGUAACAGUAUUUACUCAGCUAUAAAGGUGAUCAUCGAGGUUCCCUGCUAGGUAACAGUAUUUACUCAGCUAUAAAAGUGGUCACUGAGGUUCCCUGCUAGAUAACAGUAUUUACUCAGCUAUAAAGGUGGUCAUCGAUAACAGUAUUUACUCAGCUAUAAAGGUGGUCACUGAGGUUCCCUGCUAGAUAACAGUAUUUACUCAGCUAUAAAGGUGGUCACUGAGGUUCCCUGCUAGGUAACAGUAUUUACUCAGCUAUAAAGGUGGUCACUGAGGUUCCCUGCUAGAUAACAGUAUUUACUCAGCUAUAAAGGUGGUCAUCGAUAACAGUAUUUACUCAGCUAUAAAGGUGGUCAUCGAUAACAGUAUUUACUCAGCUAUAAAGGUAGUCAUCCAUGUUCCCUGAUAGUUAACAGUAUUUACUCAGCUAUAAAGGUGGUCACUGAGGUUCCCUGCUAGAUAACAGUAUUUACUCAGCUAUAAAGGUGGUCACUGAGGUUCCCUGCUAGGUAACAGUAUUUACUCAGCUAUAAAGGUGGUCACUGAGGUUCCCUGCUAGAUAACAGUAUUUACUCAGCUAUAAAGGUGGUCACUGAGGUUCCCUGCUAGAUAACAGUAUUUACUCAGCUAUAAAGGUGGUCAUCGAUAACAGUAUUUACUCAGCUAUAAAGGUGGUCAUCAAGGUUCCCUGCUAGGUAACAGUAUUUACUCAGCUAUAAAGGUGGUCUUCUAGGUUCCCUGCUAGAUAACAGUAUUUACUCAGCUAUAAAGGUGGUCACUGAGGUUCCCUGCUAGAUAACAGUAUUUACUCAGCUAUAAAGGUGGUCAUCGAGGUUCCCUGCUAGAUAACAGUAUUUGCUCAGCUAUAAAGGUGGUCUUCUAGGUUCCCUGCUAGAUAACAGUAUUUACUCAGCUAUAAAGGUGGUCAUCGAGGUUCCCUGCUAGAUAACAGUAUUUACUCAGCUAUAAAGGUGGUUAUCGAGGUUCCCUGCUAGAUAACAGUAUUUACUCAGCUGUAAAGGUGGUCAUCGAGGUUCCCUGCUAGAUAACAGUAUUUACUCAGCUAUAAAGGUGGUUAUCGAGGUUCCCUGCUAGAUAACAGUAUUUACUCAGCUGUAAAGGUGGUCAUCGAGGUUCCCUGCUAGAUAACAGUAUUUACUCAGCUGUAAAGGUGGUCUUCUAGGUUCCCUGCUAGAUAACAGUAUUUACUCAGCUGUAAAGGUGGUCUUCUAGGUUCCCUGCUAGAUAACAGUAUUUACUCAGCUAUAAAGGUGGUCAUCGAGGUUCCCUGCGAGAUAACAACACAACGGGGAAGCCUUGAUGUUGUGAGGUAGUUGCUAGUUGGUAAUAAUACAUUAUUGUCAGAGUGUGUGUCUCUCAAUGGGUUAAGAGGAUUGAAACAUUAAUAUAAUAUGAUUAAAAACCAACAAAAAUACCUGUUUUAUUGUCAUAUACACCAGAUAGGUGCAGUGAAAUGUGUUGUUUUACAGGGUCAGCAAAUGAAGGUUACAUGUAAGUGCCUUGGUCAAGGGCACAUCGGUAGAUUUUUCACCUUGUCGUCUCUGUGAUGUGGUGCUUUAGUGAUCGUGUGGCUGAAUGGGCUGAAGGUUGGAUCUACUGUCUCAUCAGCCCCAAGUGUCCAUGUUUUCUCUGCCCGGGGGGGAAGUUUCCCCUAGGUACAGAUCUAGGAUCAGCUUCACCUCCCCCAAUACACACCUUAGACAUUAGUGUGGAAAUUCCAAACCAACAUCUAAGGCUAAUGAAGACUAUUGCUAUAACUGCAAGCAACAGAGAUUAUGAGGUGUGUUGCCCUUUUCAUUUGGGCUGGGAAGUUCACCCUGGACUGUGUUUUCUAGCUCUCCUUUCACAAGACAGGAAGCAACAGAGAUUAUGAGGUUUUCAUUUGGGCUGGGAAGUUCACCCUGGACUGUGUUUUCUAGCUCUCCUUUCACAAGACAGGAAGCAACAGAGAUGUCAAUGGAAGGGGUCAGUAAGAGCUGUCCACGUGGUCAAAGGAGUGUCUCUGCUCAUGUGACGCCUUGAUUACUUCCUGGUUGCAGCCAGAGGUCACGGAGAGGUCAAAUGAGGGAGAGGAUCUUGUCAGAGCCUAACUACUCUUAGGAGAGAGGUCUUGAAGAAUCCAUACCAGACAGUGGUUUAAGGUGACUGAAUGACCCUGUCUGGUCUGAACCAGUCGGUGUGUUGUGGAGACAGGCGGUCGUUAGGGAGGAAAACACCAUGUCUGCUUGAGGCUGGGAACUGGAAGGCUCCUCCCUUCAGUAGUGUGACGGAUCAGUGAAGAAUGAGGAGAGAACUGGUCAUCUUGGCUAAUGGGCUCGUCUCUAGUCUAGUCUACCCAUGCAUGCAGGCUGCUGGAUCUAGAUGGAUCACUCCAAUGAAGGAGGACCGGAGGUGGAACGGCCUAUUGUGAUGUUAAAGGGGGGGUAGACAUUCUCUUUCACUGUGUAAAGCCAUGCAAGGAGACAGGGGAUGGAACUGACCACUAAAUGAUCAUGUUGACAGUAGGUUGUUGUGUUGUGCAUCGGUAGGGUGAUAUGUGCUGCUGUGUUUAUGUGUGUGGACUGGGCUGGUGGGAGGAGCUA
Salvelinus fontinalis (brook trout) is the source of this 5394-nucleotide messenger RNA. RefSeq lists its product as uncharacterized. NCBI's taxonomy places the organism in Eukaryota, Metazoa, Chordata, Actinopteri, Salmoniformes, Salmonidae. The transcript has 2 exons. The record is from RefSeq and is a predicted model, not a curated record. Bases 611 to 1519 code for a protein of 302 amino acids.